UCAGUGCCAAGAAGAGGUAUGUGCUUUCUCUGUCUUAUCAAACUGGUCAACAGCAAUUUUUCAUCAGGGAUGCUAUCCAUUAACCUAUUUUGACUGUGACUGAUCCAAUGUCUUUUUUUGUUGUCUUGCACAUCAUGUGUUUCAGUUUGGGGGGUUUUCAUAUUGUUUUUAAGUUUGAUGCUUGCACAAUACAGAUUUUACCAUGCGUUCGGGAAAACAUUCAACCUGUUGCUGAACAAAACCCUUAAUUCAUAAACCUGAGUCAAUGUCUUACUUUUAUUAUUAUUAUUAUUAUUAAACCUCAUAUGCAGAAACAAGGACAAAGAUGGAAUCAGCCGAAGGAAGUUCAACUAGAAUCUUCUUACUGCAUCUCUGAAUAGACAAUUGAGUGAAGAUUUGUUGAGCAAUGUAAUUGAACCAUCGGAUUGCUGCAGAUUGACACAAGAAGGCUGUUGUGUCUGGCAGUGAAGUGCAUUUGUGCAUUCUCAUUGAAACUGAAACAUUUAUUUUUGUGAAUGCUAACACUUUUUCUUCUUUCUACACCCCAAUCUUGCUGCUGUAGACUAAAUUUCCCCAGUGUGGGACUUCUAUGCAGCUGCACUUCAACUUACAGGCACGACCAAAGCACAUACUCUAGCACAGGGGUGACCAUUAUGUCGAUCCUGAUCGACCGGUAGAUAUACGACAGGUCCCAGGUGUAUCCGAGGGGUGUAGAGGAGAUGGAAAAAAAAAAACAACCAUUUGUGUGUCUUUGUACAUGUUCGUAAUAUAUUUUUGGUGUUAAUGUACGCUGCACCCUAAUCAUCUAUCAGUCUCAUUUUCACGAAUAAAUAUUUAAAAAAUAAAAUAAAGCAGGUAAAUCAUUAACCUACGGUGGCACGUGCUCUACGAGUCUACGUCAUCGGAAGUUGUUCGCGCUCAGGAGUCUGCAAUUGCGGCUUGUGAUCAGAGCUGUUGCGCUACAUCUUUUAUGGUCAUUAUUCUCAUUCAGAGUUUGCUUCGUGUACAAUUCACCGAGGGCACGGGCAAAGAAGAGGAAUCUAGAGGGCCCAGGGAAGCACUUUAAAACGAUUGGUCCAAAUGGAGGCUAUGCAAUUGAAUACGCCGAACGACAGGACCAAAGCAGAGGCUGCGCCCAAAGGCCGGCAGAGAGAGCAGUGGUCCAGGAAAGCGGAAUUCAUCUUUGCUACAGCAGGAGGUGUCAUUGGCCUGGGAAAUAUCUGGAGAUUCCCAUACCUUUGUUAUAAAAAUGGCGGAGGAGUCUUCUUCAUACCCUAUUUGUUGUUCCUCUGCACCUUCGGUGUGCCAUUCUUCUUCCUGGAGACAUCGUUGGGCCAGUACACCAGGCAGGGAGGAAUAAGAUGUUGGAGAUCAAUCUGUCCUCUUUUUGAAGGCAUAGGAUAUGGAGGCCAUCUGGUUCUUUUCUACCUGGCGGUGUAUUAUGUCAUCAUAUUGGCUUGGGCCUUCCGCUACUUGUUCGCGUCCUUCUCAUCUGAGCUGCCCUGGGCCAACUGUCUCAACAGUUGGAACACAGACACAUGUUUUGAAUACAGAGCCAAUCAAACACUUCAAGAGUUUGAAAAUGGCACAUCUUCGGUUGUGGAGUAUUGGGAGAGGAGAAUUUUGGGACUAUCAAGUGGAAUUGAACAUGUGGGAAACAUUCGAUGGGAGUUGGCCCUCUGUCUUCUUCUUGCCUGGAUAUUGUGUGUCCUCUUUAUUUGGAAUGGAGUGAAGACCACUGGGAAGGUGGCCUACUUCACCGCCACAUUCCCAUAUGUCAUGCUGCUGGUGUUGCUUGUUCGUGGACUGACAUUGCCCGGUGCCAAAGAAGGAAUCAAGUUCUACCUCUACCCAGAUGUAUCCCGGCUCAGCGAUCCAAUGGUUUGGAUGGAUGCCGGCAGUCAGAUCCUGUUCUCCUAUGGCAUCACGAUUGGAAUUCUGACAACUUUAAGUAGUUACAACAAGUCCACCAAUAACUGUUACAGGGACUGUAUUUAUUUGUGCCUGCUGAAUGGGUUGACCAGCCUUGUGGCCGGCUUUGCUGUUUUUUCUGUCCUUGGCUUUAUGGCCAAGGAACACGGCGUGGACAUAUCCAUGGUGGCUGAAUCCGGUCCGGGUCUGGCGUUCAUCGCUUACCCUGGUGCUGUGGCUUUGAUGCCUUUUCCUCAACUUUGGGCCACUUGCUUUUUUUUAAUGAUCAUCUUUUUAGGAAUCGAUACUGCGUUUCUAACUUUAGAGGGACUGAUCACAAACAUAGUUGACACAUUCCCUUCAAUCUUUGGAAAUAAACGUCGACGUAAACUCCUCCUUCUUGCUAUCAGUGUUGCAAGCUUCUUUGGUGGUCUUCUCAUGGUUACAGAGGGAGGCCUGUAUGUUUUCCAGCUGUUUGACCAUUACUCCUGCAAUGGGAUGACUCUUCUCUUUCUUGCCAUUCUCGAGUCGGUCUGCAUCGGAUGGUUUUAUGGGGCAGAUCGUCUGUAUGAUAACAUAAAGGACAUGAUUGGCUAUCGUCCAUGGCCUUUGAUGAAAUAUUGCUGGAAGUAUUUGGCACCGGUUAUUUGCACUUGCACUUUGGUAUUUGCUAUGGUGAGAUACACACCGCUUAAGUUCAACAACACUUACGAAUACCCGUGGUGGGGCUCCGCCAUUGGGGGAUUCCUCUCUCUGUCGACACCCGUCACGGUGCUGUUGAGGAUGCUCUAUGCUGUCAGCGUCACUCCUGGAACUCUGAGACAGAGACUGAAAAUUCUGUGCACACCAGCAAAAGAACUGUGUCCUGCAUCGAGGGACACAUUAAAUCAAGAAGAGAACUUUCAGACGUUUUUGCACGCCGGAUGAAAGGAAAUCAUCUCAUCAUGGACAAAGCCAGAGCUCAAAGAGGAUGUCAAGCUUCAGUGUUAUUAGGACCCUUUGCUAAUCAACAUGGAGCUCCAAUUUCAAUUUGACUACUUUUCCAAUCGGAAAUUCUCAUCCAUUUUCAAUAUAGUACUGCUUAUCUUUACUAGGUCAGGACGGUAAUUUAUGCAUGUGUGCCUGGAAAAAAAUAUUGAUUAUUAUUGCACAUAAUGCAGAAUGUGUGUGAAGUUGUAUACAGUAUAUGCUACAGAAUGUAGAAUGUCUACUCUUUGUAGUCCCUAUGUAUUAUGCAAGUUUUUUUGGGGGGGGGGGCUUUUUGGAAAUGUACAGUUCUUCAUUACUGUACAAGUCUGUGAAAUAACCAUUUUGGAAAGCAAAUAGAUGUAUUCCAAAAAGUUCUGCCUCCUUAGGCAUACAAUACUCUGUCCUAAUUAUGUUGACAUAAUGCUGAAUAGGAGAAUUGCCAAUGUCAAAGAAAAAAAGGCACAGACGGCCUUGCUUAAAAAAAUACUUCUUUUUAAAAAAUGUUGAAUGGAGGCAACUGGCAUAUUUGGGCUUGUAGAAUGUGUUCUUUUCUCUUGUUUGCCAAUGAAUGUAUCAUCAACAUUCUAAAUAUAAGAAAUUUAGAAUUUCUUGUUUAUCCUUCC
Messenger RNA from Hippocampus zosterae (dwarf seahorse), 3503 nucleotides. RefSeq names its product sodium- and chloride-dependent GABA transporter 2-like. The record is from RefSeq and is a predicted model, not a curated record. Gene Ontology annotation, biological process: sodium ion transmembrane transport. Gene Ontology annotation, cellular component: membrane. The transcript is spliced from 15 exons. The coding region runs from base 1081 to 2838 and encodes 585 amino acids. Lineage: Eukaryota; Metazoa; Chordata; Actinopteri; Syngnathiformes; Syngnathidae.